AUGGCGAUCUCCGUAAAUAUGCGAUGGAUCGCCGCAGCGGUGGUUUUAUGUUCGUUGCUAGCUGUUGGACAAUUUGCUGAAGACAAACCAUGUGAGCGGCGUAGAGCCGGCCUCUUCAGGUCCAUAGUCUGUGUAUGUAACUCUACCUACUGCGAUACUAUCACUAGAGAGAAUCCAGCACGAGGCACUUACGUCGUCUAUACUUCUACACACGGUGGAAAACGUUUCGAGAAGAGUUACGGUACAAUCAAAACGUUGCCUGAACAAAGGUUUGAUGACCCCGGAGACCUCGAGCCUGAACCUGAGCCUAUACAGAUGGAUUUUGGAGCUGGUGAACUAAAGAACCUUCCCGACCCACCAUUCAAACAAGAAAACGAUGAUAAUGAAGAGGAUGAGGACGAUGAUGAAGACAGUGAAGAGUUCAAAAGAGUCGCCGACAGACCUGAACUCUACGACAUAUUAACCAACGUAGUCCUACGAAUCUACCCAAGCACCCGCUACCAGGUCAUCGAAGGUUUCGGUGGAUCUGUCACUGAUGCAGCUGCUAUAAACUGGCGCACUCUCUCGGAGGCUACACAAGAAACCUUCAUACAAACCUACUUCGGCCCAGAAGGAAUAGAGUAUAACAUGAUCAGAGUACCGAUAGCUGGUUGUGAUUUCUCGGAAUACCCAUACACUUACGCCGAGAGUCCUUGGAACGAUGCUACCUUGUCUAACUUUUCCCUAACACACCACGACUUCUUUUUGAAGCUGCCAAUGAUAAAAAGAGCACAGAGCGUUGCUCCAGAUGAAAUCAAAAUAACUGCCAGUACCUGGUCUCCUCCAAUUUGGAUGAAAACCAAUGAAGCGAUCACAGGGUUUGCACAACUCAAACGAGAAUACUACCAGGCUUUCGCUGAUUACCACUUACGUUUCAUCGAAGAAUACGAUAGAUUUGACGUUAAGAUUUGGGCGAUAACCACAACAAACGAACCUAUUAACGGCAUUGUUCCAUUCGUGCAGUUCAACUCUUUAGGGUGGUUCCCUCAUCAGUUGGGUCGCUGGCUAGCUGACAACCUCGGACCUACGAUAAAGAACUCGCGUUUCAACCAGACAAAAAUCCUUGCUAUUGAUGAUCAACGAUACCUCCUACCAGUUUAUUUAGCGGGAAUGGAGCUCGCAGCGCCUGAAUCCGUAGACUACAUGGACGGAGUAGCUGUCCAUUGGUAUGGGAACUUCUUCCCGCCACAAAUACUGUCAGCUAUCCAGCAUAGAUACCCUGACAAGAUUCUUCUUGCUACAGAAGCUUGUGAAGGUUCUAUGCCUUGGAAUUUAGAUAAAGUAAUUCUUGGAUCCUGGAGGCGAGCUGGCACUUAUGUCAAGAGCAUCUUACAAGACCUGAAUAACCAUGUAGUGGGAUGGAUAGAUUGGAAUCUCUGUCUCGAUCCCAUUGGUGGACCCAACUGGGUAGAUAACUUCGUGGACUCACCCAUCUUAGUAUACAAAGACAGAGAUGAAUUUAUCAAACAGCCUAUGUUCUAUGCUAUGGGUCACUUCUCCAAGUUCAUUCCAAGAGGGUCUCGACGCGUACGAGUGUCGCGAAGAAGUAUAGCUAGCAUCGAAAAUGUAGCUGUGAGGAAACCGAAUGGAAAUCUUGUGGUUGUAAUGCAGAACAGACGAAGAAGACCAAUGAAUGUGGAAAUAAGAAUAAGCAGCUCUAGAUAUAUUGAUAUUAUUAUGGAACCAAGAUCAAUUAAGACCAUAGAAAUUAAUCCCUAG
Molecule: messenger RNA, 1758 nt
Organism: Spodoptera littoralis (African cotton leafworm)
Lineage: Eukaryota; Metazoa; Arthropoda; Insecta; Lepidoptera; Noctuidae
Source: the annotation of a GenBank genome assembly